Messenger RNA from Rana temporaria (common frog), 2270 nucleotides. RefSeq names its product sestrin 2 (gene SESN2). Gene Ontology annotation, cellular component: nucleus. Lineage: Eukaryota; Metazoa; Chordata; Amphibia; Anura; Ranidae. Gene Ontology annotation, molecular function: oxidoreductase activity, acting on peroxide as acceptor; L-leucine binding. Bases 160 to 1497 code for a protein of 445 amino acids. The transcript has 9 exons. Gene Ontology annotation, biological process: negative regulation of TORC1 signaling; cellular response to L-leucine; regulation of response to reactive oxygen species. The record is from RefSeq and is a predicted model, not a curated record.
AGGUAGCGGAGGAGAGGAGGCGUACACAAGGGCAGAGUUCCAAGUUGGAAGAGAGGAGUAUAGAUGAGUGGAGAAUUAUAGCAAAGACUAACCGCCGUACGUAGGCUCUUUAUCACCUCACCCGCAGCCCUGGAAGCCAUUUGCCCCGUUGCCCCCAUUAUGGUGGGAGGCAAUCCCUGUACCUGCCCCAGGGUCCGAGAAGACUGCUUCCCCGGGUGCCAGUCGAGCUGUGCCCGUAGGAUUGUGACGGAUCAAAGAGAGAUGACUAAACCGAGGGAGAACUGCGGACCCAGUGCUUAUAUACCUGUGACACAGCUACCGGGGCCAGCUCUGAAUGACAACAUUGCUGCAGUUAUGAGCCUUCAUCCUGGGUAUCUACGGGUGUUUUGGAAGACGCAGCAUGAGCUUUUGCGUAUGGAUGGAGCACUGUCCCUCCCAGAGAGACACUAUGUUGCCAUAAUGGCUGCUGCUCGCCAUCACUGUGUCUACUUGGUCUCACUUCAUUCAACCCAUUUCCUUCAAGUUGGUGGGGACCCUCAAUGGCUGGAAGGCAUUAAUGCUGCACCACUCAAACUGCGCAGGCUUAAUGAUUUAAACAAGUUCCUUGCACAUAGACCCUGGCUUAUAACCAAAGAACUCAUUGAGUCUCUUGUGAGCUCUGAAGGUGGAAACUUUUGGUCUCUUGCUGAGCUGAUCCAGGCUCUUGUCCUGCUUACACACUUCCAUGCACUUUCCUCUUUUAUUCUGGCGUGUGGCAUCUAUCCUCCAGAGGGACUAAAUAUCGAGCGCCCUCCUUCACCUGUUGGGUCCUUGAGUCCGGGGUCAAGCACGCCACAAGAAGCAGAGCGUUUGCUGGCUGAAAUGAAGAAGUUGGAUGAGGAAAAACAAGAAGCCACUCGGGAGGAAAUGGAGACUAGGUUUGAGAGGGAGAAGAGAGCAUGCAUUAUGGUGACAUCUAAUGAUGAUAUAGCUCAGUUAUCUCCUGGAAUUCUCCACUUCCUGGAUGAUCCUGAUUUUGGCUACAUUGAUUUCAGCAGGAGGGGUGAACAAGCUCCUCCCACAUUCCGUGCUCAUGACUUCACAUGGAAUACACAUGGAUAUUCACUGCUACAUAGGUUGUGCCCAGAAGUGGGGCAACUUCUGGAUGAUAAGUUUCAGGUGGCCUACGACUUGACAUAUCACACGAUUGCUUCACAUCAGGGAGUGGAUACAUUUAAACUGCGUAGAGCUAUAUGGAACUAUAUUCAGUGCAUUUAUGGAAUCCGAUAUGAUGAUUAUGAUUAUGGUGAGGUGAAUCAGCUGCUAGAGAGAAGCCUUAAAUUGUAUAUGAAGACUGUGACCUGUCACCCAGAGAGGGUAAACCGGCAACUAUAUAACGACUUCUGGCGGGAGUUCAAGCCCUCUGAGAAGGUGCAUUUGAACUUGUUACUGUUGGAAGCCAGACUACAAGCUGCACUGCUGUAUGGUCUCAGAGCGAUCACCCGCUAUAUGACGUGAGCCUGUGGAAGAAUGGGCUGCGCCACACAGGACUGACUCUCCUUCAUUGCUGCAUAUUUGCACACUUUAAAAAUAUAUGGGUGUACUCCUACCCUAUGCUGCAGGCACUGUUCACCUUAUAGUAUAAACACUGCUGGUCAAUAAGGUACUAAGCACCUCUAAGCUCCUUGGAAUCGAUUUUUGUCAUUUUCUGCAGUGGUAGUUAUCUUUGUUUACAUUGUCACUGUGCAGGUUUUUUUUGUUUUGUUUUUUGAGUAAAUAUUUCACAAUAACACAGAAUAUCUUCAUUCACACAUUGCUUUUAAUACUAAUUCACCUUCUAGUAGACCCUCACCUUGUUCCUGAAAUGAUAAGCUGCCAGUGUUGAGUUGCUGAUGCAGUAGCUUUAACACUUUUGAAGACCAGAAACAAUUGUACAGAUCAGGUGUUUAGAUCUUGCUUGCUAUGUACAUGUUGGGUCUCCAGGAAUGGUAAUACAUUUACAUUGGGCCUGCAUGGCUCUAGGAAAUUAUCCUAAUGCCACCUUCAUGUUGGCUGGUGGGUAAUCUUUAAUUUGGUGAUGUAGCCUAUGAUACACAAAGUGUUUUUCUUCCAGGGUGUACUACUGCAAAUUCCUCUGUGCACUAUAGAGCAUAGCUUUCUCCACUAAUCGAGAGAAGCCUUGUAUUGGGUAAAAGCAUUCCUCUGGCUGAAGCAGAGAUUGGUGGUAUCUGCCAUCUGUCUGAUUUGGCCAAUUAGGGGGAAGCCUUGUGUUCAAUAAAAAAAAAAAAAAA